Messenger RNA from Bombus terrestris (buff-tailed bumblebee), 919 nucleotides. RefSeq names its product protein lethal(2)essential for life. The transcript has 2 exons. The record is from RefSeq and is a predicted model, not a curated record. Gene Ontology annotation, biological process: protein refolding; response to heat. Gene Ontology annotation, molecular function: protein folding chaperone. The coding region runs from base 176 to 697 and encodes 173 amino acids. NCBI's taxonomy places the organism in Eukaryota, Metazoa, Arthropoda, Insecta, Hymenoptera, Apidae.
AUAUAAACCCCGGCUGACAGUAUUGCGCAGUCAGUUGAAAACUGCAACUUGAAGUGCAAGGUUCGUACAACGUUCCGAGCUACUAACGAACGACUUUAUACAAAACGAACGAUUACUUCUCUUUGUGAGUGGUUUAUAAAAUAAGGAUAUCCAACGAGAGAUCAUCCGCAUCGAUAUGGCACUGGUAACUAGAGAUCUUUUCCGCAACUGGUGGAGGGAUAUGGAUCGUUAUCAUCAAGAAUUGGAAGAACACUUCAAACGUCUUAGCACCAGAGACGAUUUUUGGAAAUUCCCACCAAUGCCAUCCUUCAAGGAGUUCUUCCAGCCAUGGAGGAACAUGAUAGAAGAUUUGGAACAUCAAGUUGGAGGUUCGACCACCGUUGAACGGGAUGAAAACAAAUAUCAAGUGAUUGUCGAUGUACAGCAAUUCGCACCAGAAGAAAUCACUGUCAGAACGGACGACAAAUCUAUUACCAUCGAGGGUAAACACGAAGAGAAAAAGGAUCAACAUGGUUACGUGUCAAGACAUUUCGUGCGCCGAUACGUGUUACCACAAGGAUACGAUAUCGGCCACGUUAAACCGAGUUUGUCGUCCGAUGGUAUUCUCACUGUCACUGCUCCGAGACUCUCUCUACCAGCACCUGGAGAAAGAAUCGUACCAAUCGAACGAAGUAACGCGCUAGCAAUUAAGGCGUAAAUUAUAAAUGAUAUUAUCAUUUUUCUUCUAAUCGACACUCGUGUAAUACAUAGAAAUUCAUCAUGAAACUUCUUCUUUAAGCUUGAAAAAAUCGCACAUAUUGAAACAGUAUGUCAAAGACAUAUAAAUGUAAAAUUCAAAGUAUCGCCCUAAAUAUAUUCUUUAUGUAUACAAUGUAUUUAUAUUAAUAAAUACGUAAUAGGUUACGUAUCUAACAUCUGA